Pogona vitticeps (central bearded dragon) is the source of this 2156-nucleotide messenger RNA. Lineage: Eukaryota; Metazoa; Chordata; Lepidosauria; Squamata; Agamidae. The record is from RefSeq and is a predicted model, not a curated record.
CAACACGGAAGUUCCCUCUGGGUGAGACUCUGGAGAGCCCUGAGUAAUCUGACAGGGCCAAGAUGAGCCGACGGUCCAAGCCAGCAGCCCGAGGGCAGACGGAAAAUGUGCCUUCCUAUCUCCUUGAGGACCACGAGAACCAGCAAAUGUUCGAUCUCUUGGGAAGGAAAUGCAUGACCAUGGCCACCACAGUGGCUCAACUGUUGCUGGCCGUGCCGCAAGGCAGCAGAAACUGGUCCAAGCAAGGCGCUGGCAUCCUGUGCUUUGUGAAGGAUAACCCAAGACGUUCAUACUUCAUGCGCCUCUACGAUCUUAAGGAUAAAAAGAUGAUCUGGGAGCAAGAACUGUAUAAUCAGCUGGUUUACACUGCUUCCACUUCCUAUUUCCACACUUUUCCAGGAGAUGAUUGCACGGUUGGGCUAAACUUUGCUGAUGAAAAGGAGGCAUAUGCUUUUCAACAAAUGGUGGAUGAGAAGAUCCAGAAGAGGAACCAGAGGAUGGAAUCCAGGCAGCUGCCACCACCGCCACCUCCGGUCAAUGGAGACAGAAGAACCGGUCUUCUUCGUUCAUCAGCUGGAGUGGACUCAACUGGACCUGGAACACAGUCAAACUCCCUUUCGCCUGCUCUCCCUCUGGCAACUGUGAACAUCCAGAAUCCAGACAUCACAUUUUCUCGCUACCGAGGACUCCCUGUUCCCACCGCAGUGGAUAAAAAGAAGGGGAAAAAGAAGAUUUCUAAAGCUGACAUAGGAGCUCCGAGUGGGUUCAAGCAUAUCCAGCACAUUGGAUGGGAUCCCAACAGUGGAUUUGACGUACGUAAAUGGAGGGGUUCAUCACUGCAUUUGGAAGAAGGAGGUAUCAGGAAGGGAAUUUUCACCUCACCUCUCCCCACCUCUGGAGGCCUUAGUUCUCUGGGGGCUUCCCCUGCUCCUGCUCCCUCCAUGGGACGUGGAGCGUUACUGGAUCAGAUACGACAAGGAAUUCAACUCAACAAGACACCUGAUGUGUUGGAAUCACCACCACCUGCAGAGAGCUCUGAAGGCCUGGUGGGGGCUCUUAUGCAUGUGAUGCAGAAGAGGAGCAAAGUCAUUCACUCCUCAGAUGAAGAUGAAGACAACGGAGAGGAAGACGAGGACGAUGAGUGGGAUGACUGAGUCCAGAAGGACAUUUGGCAGAGAGACAACCCUUCCUACCAACCUGUUGCCAUUUGAAUGGCUGUGGACAUUUUUAUGUAGUUAGGCUGCUCUGUAGUUAUUGUCCCCUCACAAUCUGUGCAGACUCUUCUGGAAUCCCAUAAGAGAAGGGUCGAAACUCUGUUUUUGGGUAAGCAGUCAAAGGCUAUUCUUUUCCCAUCCCCCCCUCCAUCAUUAUUUUUGGUGCAAGGAGAAUUCUCACUCCCUUACUCUCACCUGUGCAUCUGAAUGCCUUUGAUAGUCUUAGAGAGUGGUAAUCCUACCUCUUUCCCACCCUCAGCCUUGACAAUGCCAUUCUAAUCACCUGUAUUCUAUUUUCUCAGAGGUGUAUCAUCUUUCACCCCACCCCCUCAUCAUCCCUUCCUUUUCCCAUACCAUCUAAUCAUGUUUUCCCCCUAAGCAGGUCCCCUUUUGAGGCCAACAUAUAGGUGUGCGUAGGAUAGGAAUGUAAGCAAGCCCUCUUUCUUAUAGCCUUGUCAUUUGGUUCUGAAGUCUUAUUCUGGGUUUUUUUUUCUGCACACAUUACUGAAUGAUGUUUUCUUCUGCAUCGUGCAGGUUACCAUUGAUAAACUUUAAGACAAUUUUCUUUGCUACCCUGCAAAUGUGGCACACAGACUUUCUCCGAGUGUAAUGGCAGGAGCCUAAGGCUCAUCCUGUCCAACAUUUGUUCUGCCUUAAGGUUUGGGUCCUGCAUGGAUUUAUGUAGCUGUCCCUCCAAUAUCCACACAAUGUUUUGCUUAUACAAACUACCGUGGAUCUUCUCCUGUGACUUUUCUGCCUCUUUGUGUUCAGUCUGGUGUGUCGAUUUUUUCUUUUCUCUCUUUUUAAAAUUUAUUUUUAGUAGUGGUAUGUUUGGCAUUAUUUUGUACCACUAUUGUAUGGUGGGAUCAAAUAUAUUAGUCCCUUUGGUCUAGAUGGACGGGGUAUAAAACUAAUAAAAUAAAUGAAUAAACAAAUAAAUAC